GGGAACCUUUUUUUUGCGAAUCGUGGGAAAAUGAAAACCGUUAAAAUCGCAAAAAUUAGAACCCGCAAAAAAUUUAGUGCCACACGGUAGUGCAUACCUGUGAAGCAACAUGUGAAACUGACAAAAGAUUUCCAAAAGUUUUUCACACCGUCUAAAACUCACAGCUGGCGUAUUUCUUUUCAAUGCACUUUUCACAUGGUAAAAUAUUUCACGUGUCUCACAUGACUUUUCACAUAAUUGGCACAUGGUUUAACGCUCUGGUAGUGUAACGUAAGCACGUAUUCUCUCAGAUUCCUAACUGAAAUUUUUGUUUUCUGGGAGUGGCCGACUGGACCCGUUUUCUUGUUACACGCAAAAUGGUUUACCUGAUUUUGUACGUAGCAGGUGCCUUGGUUGUGCUAUCGUUACUCGUGGUAUGUGUUUUUGCGGUAUACUUGCUUCAUACAAGACGUAAAUUUGCCCACAUCCCAAGUCCACCGAUGCCAAGUUUUUUUCUGGGCCAUGUGAAUGACAUAGUUUCAUAUCGUCAGAGUGGACGGAACACUCAGUACAAAUUUCUUCAAUGGAGUAUGGAUUAUGGCAAGGUGGUACUUGUUUGGUUAGCACAUAAGCCGUUUGUUAUAGUGUCUGAUCCAGAGAUUAUAAAGGACAUUCUCAUUCUGAACGAUCUUCCAAAACAUCCUUUAAUGUAUGCAGAUGCUAGCUACAUCUAUGGACAAAGAUUUCUUGGUGAUGGAAUUUCACUCACCGCGGACGUUAAGUCCUGGCAGAAAAGACGUGACGCUUUCGGACCAGCUUUCCAUCGCAAGUGCCUUAAAGAAUAUAUGAGUUCUUUCAAUUCCACUGCCAAUAUUUUACUUGAACAUCUUGGCACAAUGGCUGACGGAAAAACAAAAGUUUGUAUGUAUGAUCAGUUAUACCAAGCAGCAUUAGAUGUCAUUUGUAAGGUUGGCUUUGGAAUGGACAUGGACAUUAUCAGUGGGAAGAACACUGAAUUUACUGAGGCCAUUUCACUGACUCUUGUUGGAAUACACGUGGCAAUCUUUGAACAACCAUUUCACAAGUGGAAUGUUUUUCAGUACCCUUUUCAGCGGCGUGUUAUCAAGGCAGUCCAGUUCUUGCGUGAAACAGGAAGGAAAGUAAUUGAAGAGAGAAAGAAUGCAAUGAACGAGGGAGAAGAGGUCCCUGAUGAUAUAUUACAACAUAUUAUUGAGCAGCAAGGUUUGUAAGCUCCGGUCGUCAAAUUCCGAAGUAGCGUCUCCCGAAGGUAGCCAACUCACCCUACUCCCCCGAAAACGUGAGAUCCAUGUUCAAUAGUAUAUUUAUAUUUCUAAUCAAUAGUCAAGUGGAGGUUACUUACGGUAACUUGAUAUUGAUAAUUAAGGCACUCUUCAACAAGGGAAAUUAUCGCUUAUGCCAAAAAGCGUCGUAGAAUUUUCAUCAAAUAACAGAAACGCACUAAAAUGGACUUUUCUUAAAGGUGAAAUGGAAAACUCUGUAUCAUUUUCAACGGGAGUGUAUUAAAAUUAAAAACCUUUCUUUAAAUUAAAACUAAAAACUCGACCAGCGCUCUGAGAUAUGACAAUUAUUGAAACGGCAGGCUUACGUAGCAGUGCGUCAUGAAGUAAAAACAAUUUACUGUAUCUGACUUGCUUUCAUACCGACCACUGACAACACGGUCUAGACGUGAAGAGCCCACCCAGUUGUUGAUCUGAAAAACAUUUUUUUGUUAGACUGAGAGUAUUGACCCCAAAGAAGUCGAGCUUGCAUGGUGUGUAAACCAUUCAUAUACACGAAUAUUUCUUUCAGACCCAGUCACGUGCCACUACCUAAUUAUGAUGUCAUAUCGCGCCAAAAUAACGUCACAUGUAUCAAAAAGUGACCGAUCAGCUCUGAUUUAUGAUACUAUUGAAAUGCGAGAAAAUCCUCAAAGUUUAUAUGAAAAAUCGAAAAUCUAUAAUGAUACGAAAACCUACAAAUCGUGUAAUUAUCUCUUGACAAAAACCAAAACACAAUCUCACCAAAAUAGAAAAACGUAUGCUUAGUACAAAAACAGGGUUGCACAGUGUUGUCGUUGCCCUUUGUUUUGAUGCCCGGUUUCUCUUACUACGAUAAAUCUAGACAUAUAUCUGUACCUU
This is a messenger RNA of Orbicella faveolata, 2138 nucleotides long. RefSeq names its product cholesterol 24-hydroxylase-like. The record is from RefSeq and is a predicted model, not a curated record. Gene Ontology annotation, biological process: cholesterol catabolic process. NCBI's taxonomy places the organism in Eukaryota, Metazoa, Cnidaria, Anthozoa, Scleractinia, Merulinidae. Gene Ontology annotation, molecular function: cholesterol 24-hydroxylase activity; heme binding; iron ion binding.